GGAAAGGGGAAGCCUGAGAGGUGCGAAACUCAAAGUGCCCUUAAUUUCGUCCGUUCCAAGUCGAUCUUACCUGCUUACAACUUGAAGGGAGAAUCAGAGGACAGAUCACUCCAGGAGAUCACUUACGUAGAGUGCAAUUACGAGUAUUUUCCCGAAUGUCUCAAGCAAAGCAAGUCAACAACAAAGUUCAGGUAAACAAAGUACAGACUCAAAUAUACUUUAAAAUACAUAAUGUUAUAUGAAAUUUACAGGAACAUAUUUUAGCUGCUUAUUCUUUUUGCUAAUAAUGAUUUCAAAGCCAGAGGUUUCUUGUCUUUUCAUUGUCGUAAUUUUCUGCCUUUAGUUUGUUCCAAAGUAUGUAAACAACGUUGCAUGAAACGCAAGAUAUGAUAUUUUGGAAGCCAUCUUGUCGAGCACGCAACCGGGUGAUGUUGUGUUUGUAUGAGAAUGUCAUGUCGAAUGCUGAUUUCCGUACGAAAACUACUGUUCUGAAGAAAAUGUGAAUUCUAAAUUGAAGCUUCACUCCUAACGAAUUAACUGAAGAGAUUGAAGGGAGUUAGAUAGAUAGAUAGAUAGAUACAUAGAUACAUAGAUACAUAGAUACAUAGAUAGAUAGAUAGAUAGAUAAUCUUUAUUUAUCCACGGUACAAAAUUCGUCAGCUUUAAAAAUGCCUAAUACUAAUAUAAUAAAAAUAUUUAAAUAAAAAGCUGCUUUCCACGAAUGCCGUGCCUUACAGUUCUUUGAGUAAUCGUUUAAAUUGCCCAAGGGACUCUGCUUCCCUUAAGUUACAAGGAAGACUGUUCCAGAGAAUGGCGCCACUAUAGCUGAAGCUGUUUUUGUAAUAGUUUGUGCGCAGUAAUGGAACAUUGAGUUUAUUUUCAGAGUCCCUUAGGUUAUAUGUGACUUCUCGCCUUUCAAAUUUAGAACUAAGAUAGUUUGGAGCCAACCCGUGCAGAGACCUGUAAACCAUUGUAGCUCUUUGAAAUUGUUGCUGGCAAGCUAGGUUUUUCCACCCUAGAAGUUUGAAAAGGCGACCAGCAUCUACGUCAUAGCUUGAGUAGGUCAAAACAUGGGCUGCUCUGUUUUGUAGCUACAUGCAAAACAUUUUUUUAAAUUUUCUAUAAAUUUACAUUUGUCUGUAAAAAAAUAUCUUCCUGCCGCCUAAAAUUUCCAGGGAAAAAUUGCAGACAAACAAAAUGGAAAAUCUAAAGCAAGCGUCUGGUUAAGCACAGGUACGGCCCCCCAAAAUUUGUUAGAAAAAUCCUUUGCUGUGUAGCUUUAGUUUACGAUUCAUAUAUUUUUUUCAAAACAGCCGUUUUACGGAACUCAGUCUUCGACAUCAGAUUCUCAUGCAAACACUGUAAUUUCUCACGCGAUUGCCUACUCGUCAAGAUGGCUUGGAAAACCGUGCUUGGCAAGGUCUAUUUUACACUGCUUGCAUUAAAAACAAAGCUUUAACGCAACUCCGAUCCAGCCAUUACGCUCUUUUAACAUUUUAACCAUUCUGUUGUUCUUUUCAAGUAACAACGUAUGCAUUGCAAUGUCUGAAAAGUGGGUUGCAGCUUUGUUUGAACACUGGGAGGGUCCGAAGCGGGGGGAAAACAAUAGCACUCCGGCCAACACUGUUGGAAUCCUCCCUAGCCACCAACAUUCCCAUUUCGUCUUCCAUUCUUCUCCAUUAGAGCUGGAAGGAAUGUCGUUGUAGUUUGGAUGUGAGUCGUGUGUUAGGUUUAGGGAGUGUUUGGUUUUGCGUGGCAAGUGGCAUUUUGUAAUGUAAUUUUAAUAUCUGCAUAACCCCCUCUGAGGGCAGCAGUAAAUUUUAGAUAUGGGUUUUGACCCAUUUUGGUACAAUGUAGCUGUGUUUUACGUUGAAUCUAUACCUUGCUUGUUAGAUCAGUCCUUACACUUUUAUAUACCUCUCGCCUGAUAAAGUGAAAUAACCCCUUUUGGGAGAAGCAUCCUCAUAAAGUCCAUUGAAGGGGGUACUCCUCCUCUGUGGCCGGAAGAUGACAUUGUUUAGGGAUAUGUACAGUCUGUACAAGACAAGGCCAAACACUUCCCAGUGAGAGAGAAAUGAUAGAGGUGCCAAUUAUCAUAGAAAGUUAAUUGCCUCAUGCAGGGUAAUCCAAGACAGUCUUGGAUUCUGGAUUCCACGGUGUGGAUUCCCGAAUCCAGGUACUCAAUCCCACAUUCCUUGUUGGUGGAUACUGAAUUCCAGGUUCCAAUCAUUAGUGGGAUUUCGGAUUCCUGGAGCUGUAUUCUGGAUUCAAAAGCCAGUAGCUUCCUGGAUUCCAAAGGCAAAACGUUCCUUGACUUGGGAAUCUGGAUUAACCUUCAUGAGGCGAGGAAGAAGAAUUGCUUAAAUCUAAAUUCAAUGGCUGUCUAUAGAGUUGCUGACAUAGCUGUUGGGAGACAUCGGACUAUUUGUUUUUCCAGUUUAUCACCUUAUUAUCAUCUCAUAAUCAUCACCAUUCAAAAUUACUAGUGUUGUUGCCAAUAUAGUAGUGUUGUUUUGUGCCUCUUAGAAGCUGCACCCGUAUAAGAUGUUGGUACCUAAUUCUGGGUGUAAUGUUUGUAAUUUUUAGAUGAGCAAACCAUCUUUUUUACUCACUAAAGUUUUUAGGAUAGUCACCGCCUGGGGGAUUGGCUGCAUCUACAUUGUUCUUAUUAUUCUACCAAAGCAAAGUGUAACUUUAUAAAUUAUGAACCUCUCCGGUUCCUCUUUAAUUCUGCCAUUGAUUGCAGAUAUUGUUGAAACCAAAUUUCUAGCCCGCUAAUAAAUUGGUAAUAAUAGCGGAGCCUCCGCGUGCGCGAAGCGCGGAUCUCCAUACUUCAGAGAAAAUGGUAAACUAUCCAUCCGAGAAAAUUAGAUUAGAUCGAGAAAAGAGGAGCUCUAAAUUUAAUCUUUCCUAAGCUUUCUUCGCAAAACAUGAGUGGCUUCGAUCACGCAACGAUUCUUAGUCCCAGUUUCCAUGACCUCUGCAAGGAACGCCUGGCACAUUGACCCCCGGUUUGUGUACAAAAUACGACUAAAAAGCCCGGGGAGUACUUCCAGAAAAAAUUUAAUGGGGGUGUGCGGCACGCUUCCUGAAACCCUUACCUUAUUUCAGACCAAAAUCUGUGAUUUUCCCUACCCUAUUUCAGACCUGAUCAAAAAUUUGAUACCCUAUUUCAGACUUGAAGCCCUGGAACCCGGCGCGUGACCGGAGCGCGUGACAAGCUGUUACGGCACGUACAUGGUUGGCGUAAACAUUAAAAGGGAAAUGGUCUUAUCGCCAAAUGAGGAGGCAGUAGCUUCUUCUAAAAAACAUACCCAAUUCAAGACUAGAGUGCACAAACCAUACCCUAUUUCAGACCAAAAUGGACGAAAUUGAAACCCUAUUUCAGACCAAAACGGCUAAAACAAAAAUACCCUUUGGCGCCGCACCUACCUAUAUGGCCUAUUUAAGGGAGUACCCCCCAGGGCGAAAACACGUUGCAGAUUAUGAGUCUCGCUGCUUACCCAAGCGAGACUAAUAACUUGUUAUCCUCUUUUAAAUUCGUUGUACUGUGUUUUGUUUGCGCAGACUUUGUCUUCGGUCGAAGUGCUUGAAUGCUCUGUCUGUUACGAACGAUAUGAUGAUAACAAGCGGUGUCCACGGCUACUUAGUAAUUGCGGUCACACAUUCUGCACCUACUGCCUGGAGCAGCUCUUGAAGAAUGGAACCAUUACUUGUCCUCAGGAUAGGAAAGAUGUCGCCGUCAGCGCUGGAGUCGGUGGACUGCCCAAAAACUUUGCCCUUCUCGACGUGCUGCUCGCCAACUCAAAUAAACGGUCAGACACCCCUGUUAAGUGUGAUACUUGUGGGGAAGAGGGACAUCUGGCCACCUCAUUCUGUUUGGAGUGCAAGGAGAAUAUGUGUGACGUAGCAGCACAGUUUCACACCCGCCUCAAACUGAGCCGCGACCACCGUGUCGUAUCAAUUGCGGAGCUGAAGGCCAAUCCCCACCUGGCUGCUAUCCCAGUAUUCUGUUCAGAACACAACGAACCUUUCCGCUACUUCGACACUGACUGUGGGCAAGUCAUCUGUAGGGACUGCUUCGCCUUGAAGCAUAACGGCCACAAGUGCUGUUCCCUCGCCGAAGCUUCCGCCCAGAGCAGACAAGAGUUGGAAGCUCUUGCCUCCAAAGCUAGAGCAAUUGCUGCAAAAUUGAAAGAGGCAGAGAACCGUGCGAUGACCAUCGUGAGUGACCUGAACUGGAAAAAGAACCUUGAAGAAGCAAGGAUUCACGCGUUUUUUGAAGAAGUUAGUGCUUUUCUUUUUUUAUGGUCAUGACAUGAUCAUUAUAGCCUACGCUGCAGCCGGCCCAUGGGUCGCCUAAAUAUUCGGGCGGAACAGAUUAUUAUUUCUUGCAGUUCGUCGUUUACCGGUUUUUAUUAUAUGACUACAAAAGUGCGUCCGCUCUGAUUGGCUGAUGAGCGGGAAUGUACAAUCUGUGUUUAAAUUGUUAAUGAACAUCCAUGUUAUGGUCAAUUGACAGAGUGAUAACUGCCAGAUAGGCUAUUCCCUGACCCUGAGUGUCACAUACCUGUGUCUCGGGCUCAAGUGUACAACUCGUUGAGGUAAUUUGUUUUUUAAAGUUAUCCGCUGACCCGUUAUUAGUUUUUAAUUGACGCAAGCUAGGGGCCAAAAUUUCUCAAUGUUGAAGUAACUGUGUCUUGUGGUUUCGAUAUCAUCACCAGGUUCGUUUCGGUUCAGUGAACACGACGUCGAAUGACCCCUUGCGCACGGGUGUUUAAAAUUACUCCCAGUGUUUUUUAUUAUUAUUGUAUAAUCAGGAGACUCCUGACUGUAUUCAUUUUAAGAAUAGCUCUAAAAGGGCCAUAUAAUAAAUAACUUAUUAACCUCGUCCGUUCGGUCAUUACAGGGAAAUCUAAGACCUCGCUACAUCAAGGCCUUGGCCUGAGAUUUCUCUGUAAUGACCUCACUCUCGGUGAAUAAGUAGAAUAUAACGAACCGUGUAAAUGACCAGCUCCCAAUCGUUUAGUUGAGCGCUAUACCACCAUCGCAGAGGCCAAGGGUUGGAAUCCCGAGCGAGCCUGAAUGCUUAAGGAUUCCUAUUCAGUGGCAAAAGCUGCCACUAUAACGGUGAUGACCUUCUUCGCAUUUGAUUCUUCAUCCCGCAAUUUUAAUGAUAUUCAUAUAAUCAUUAUUUUCAUAUUCUCUUAUGUUAAAGCUUCAUGCCGCCUUGGAAUCCCGGGAACAAGCCCUUGUAAUGGAGUUGAGUCAGGUUCACAAAGCCAAGUCGUUCACCUUGACGGAACAAUGUGACCUUCUUCGUACCUUCCAAGCCUGCUUGUUGAGUGCCGUUGACCGAGCAGUAACCGCUAUCCAAUCGGCAGGUGACGUCCAUCUACUUGUCGCCAAAUCCGACAUCGCCACGACGUUGCUGGCCAUGGGGAGCCAGGCACCCGUCCAGGAGCCACAAGCAGAUUCUGCACUGGAGUUCUGCAUAGGUACCAGUCGCUUAUUGGGCGUGCUUGGCGAAACAGGGCGUGUAACUGACAAGUCUACUUGCGCUGAUUUUACUGGUGCUGCUGGACCGGGACUGGAAGAGGCAUACAUUGGCCGGGAAGCAUCCUUUAUCAUUACUGCACGCGACCACCAAGGCACUCUGCGUUCUGCAGGUGGCGAUUCUUUUGUGGUUGAGCUCAAGGGAGAAAAAGGCGAAAAUGUGGAAGUCAAGAUAGCCGACGAAAAGAGUGGCAAGUACUCCGCGACCUAUAUUCUCCCUGUAGAUAUCAAGGGCGAGCUUCAGCUGUCUGUAUGGUUUCACGGAACUCAUAUCCAAGGUAGUCCGUAUCGUGUUCGAACUGGUGGAGUUCUGCACUAUAUUGGUGUUGCCGAUUGGAUGCAGAGUAAGCAGCCAUACCAGGAACAGUGGAGGCUGAUGGACGAGGCUUGUGCAGCUCUCCCUAGAGCUCCUCCUGGCAGCCGUGCGGCAACAUGUCAAGAGUAUGUAGAGGGGAAAAUAGAAGGCUUGCCGCGGAUUGCUCCUGGUAACGUUUUUUUUACAGGACCUGGUAGUGAAGGUAGAAAAGACGGAAACCAUUGUAUGAAAGGAGUCCAUUGCGGAAGGGCCCUUGAAGGCCAGUUUUCAGCCGACAGUUUUCAUACAGGCAUGCGACAAGCGAUCUGUGUCGCAUACAAGUAA
This is a messenger RNA of Porites lobata, 6196 nucleotides long. NCBI's taxonomy places the organism in Eukaryota, Metazoa, Cnidaria, Anthozoa, Scleractinia, Poritidae. The record is from the annotation of a GenBank genome assembly.